Cervus elaphus (red deer) is the source of this 681-nucleotide messenger RNA. RefSeq names its product small proline-rich protein 4-like. The transcript has a single exon. Lineage: Eukaryota; Metazoa; Chordata; Mammalia; Artiodactyla; Cervidae. The record is from RefSeq and is a predicted model, not a curated record.
AUGUCUUCCCAGCAGCAGCAGCAGCAGUAGUGCCUGCCCCAGAUGAUCCAAUAGCAGCAGGUAAAGCAACCCUGUCAGCCACCCCAUGUCAAAUGUCAAGAGGCGUGUGCACCUAAAACCAAGGAUCCAUGUGCUCCCCAGGCCAAGAAGCAAUGCCCACCUAAGGACACAGCAAUCUACACCCAGCAGAAGUGUCCUGCAUCCCAGCAAGCCCCCAAGAAUAAAUAGAAGUGAGAGUGGACUGAGAUAUACCUGCCUGCCAACCAGGCUACCAGAUGCAGCCUUCUCUUCCUCCUGCUCCUUCUCUGAUCCUCAGCUCAAGGAUUGGCCCUCCUCUCCCACCUUCUCCUACUCAGGGUCCAAGGAAGCAUUGUCAGGAUUUCUUCGCAUGGAACCCCUUGUCUCACACAUCCCGUUGCUCCCGAUAUUCUUCUAUUCCCCACUCUGACUCUCUCCUAGAUGAACAUGAGUGAGGUCCCAGCUUCUCCAGCUUCCAGUUUGGCCACAGCUAUGGCCCAUCCAUGUCCUAAAGCAAGAAAUAUAUCUGGGCUGGUUCUAGGGCUUCCACAUUGACUCAUGGGGACACCAGAGGCUGAUGCAUAGCUUCUGUCUCAUUCCCUUUCCCAAUUCCCCAUCCCUGAGCUUCUCUCCUAUUUCUUCCUCUAAUAAAUCUGUGCUUCA